AUGUCUGUUCAGGGCUCCCAGAGGAACGACCAGAAUGAAACAACUCCCUUGAUCAGACAAAAUAUUCCUGCUCACCAUUCCCCUUGCUCAUGUAAUGGGGAGUUAUCAGGUUCUGGCAGUGGCUGUGAACAAAAAAGCGACACCAAAGCGAGCAUCUGUGACGACGACAAUGCACACGCCACUCAUUUCAUCGACAUUACACCCUCAAAGUUCUGGGUGGUUUUUGGAAGCAUCCUCCUUUCCAUCGUCUUGUCUUUCUUCGAUGGCUCUCUGUUAGAAUCUAUCCAUCCCGUAAUCUCGUCGCAUUUCCAAGUUGCCAACUCAGCUUCAUGGCUAUCGACGGGAUUCCUCUUGACAUGUACCGUGUUUCAACCGAUCAUCGGCCAGAUAUCCGAUAUUUUUGGCAGACGCGUGCCUUACCUCGUUUCCAUUGCGAUAUUCUUCAUAUCCACGAUAUGGUGCGGGACAGCAUGGAGCUUCGGCAGCUUCCUUUCCGCGCGGUUACUUUGCGGCGUGGGUGCGAGUGGAAUCAUCGCCUUGGGGUCCAUCAUCUGUUCGGAUUUGAUCUAUAUUGAACACAGGGGGAUGUAUCAGUCGUACCUGAGUCUUGCAUAUGGCCUUGGGAACUGUCUUGGACUGGCCUUUGGGGGGGUCAUAGUCGAUUCCCUCGGUUGGAGAGCUGCCUUUGGAGUACAACUACCAAUGCUUUGUGCACUAUUCGCUGCUGCAUAUUUUACCCUUCCUUCGAAUCUGGGUCCCCAGUUGGCGCGCCAGCGCAACAUUAACAUCCGACAAGCACUUGGAACGAUUGAUAUCACGGGCUCCUUUUUCCUGGUCCUUGGCGUCACCGCACUCAUGCUAGGGCUGAAUUUAGGCGGGAAUGUUUUCCCCUGGAGUCAUCCGAUUGUCGUCUCCUCAUUGAUCGUAUUUUGUCUAGUUUCAGUUCCCUUCGUUAAAGCUGAACAGUCGUCGUCCAACCCUGCGAUCCCGUUGCCGCUUCUAACAACGGCGCCUCAUGCGAAUCUAAUACUCGGGAAUUUCUUUGCUGGUAUCUCUAUUAACACAAUAUUGUUCAACGCACCUCUUUUCUUUCAGGCUGUAAAGUUAGAAUCUGCAACUAGCUCGGGGUUCCGUCUUCUCCCCGCAUCAGUUGGGCUCAUGAUCUCUAGCCUCUUGACCGGUAUUUUUAUGGCGAAAACGAGACAGCUAAAGUCAAUCCUCCUUCUAGGAAUAUUUUGGUUAAUUGGCAGCUCUGCCUGCUCGGGAAUUCUCGGCGUUAACGCUCCAGGUUGGGUUUCCGUGGUCAUUAUUGCAAUGGCAGCCUUUAGUCAGGGCGCAUUAUACCCACCAACGAUGAUGGGAGUUUUGUCGACCAGCGCCCAGGAUGAUCAGGCAGUCAUCACCACCACCCUCUCCCUUCUUCGUUCUCUAGGGUGGGUGAUGGGAGUUGCAAUUAGCAGCUUGGUCUUCCAAAAUGCGCUGGGCGCACUUCUAUACCAAACUGUUACCGGCCCUAAUAAGGCGGAUAUAAUACUCCGCGUCCGAAAGUCCAUUAAAGAGAUAGCUCAAUUGGACCCAAUCCAUCAAUCGCAGGUUGUCAAUGCAUAUGAAACGGCACUUCGUUUAACUUUCUUGUCAAGCGUCAUCUGGGGGAUCAUUGUGCUUCUUCUCGCUAUUCCUGUCAAAUUACCCCGCCUUGGACACAAAAAGUAA
Messenger RNA from Histoplasma mississippiense, 1713 nucleotides. RefSeq lists its product with no specific name. NCBI's taxonomy places the organism in Eukaryota, Fungi, Ascomycota, Eurotiomycetes, Onygenales, Ajellomycetaceae. Gene Ontology annotation, biological process: basic amino acid transport; transmembrane transport. The record is from RefSeq and is a predicted model, not a curated record. Gene Ontology annotation, cellular component: fungal-type vacuole membrane. The coding region runs from base 1 to 1713 and encodes 570 amino acids. The transcript has 2 exons. Gene Ontology annotation, molecular function: basic amino acid transmembrane transporter activity.